CGACGUAGUUUUAUUGUUUUUUUCAAAAAACGACGCAGUUUUACUAUAAUUCAGAAACCCGAACUCAAACAUAACCUUUUCUCAGCCCAAAGAAGAAGAAGAAGCAGCUCUGCGGCUGCGCUCACAACCGCCGUUUUGUCACAGCUGGCAACCAGAGAGGAAUGACGGCUUAUGGUGCAGUGAAUUCUCUGAGGAAUACAAUUGAUUAUAUUCUCCAUUCUUCUCAUUUUAUCCUCGUUGAUCCCUCUCCACAUAUCAUACAACUCGCCUACCACGAGUUGGAUCCAUUGCAAGAAAUUCUGGAAAGUUUGGACAGGACGAGAACAAGCAAGAGCAGGAAGAAGGUGAAUGGUUUGGAUGGAAGAAUCAAAGAUUUGAUUUGGAAAUUCGAGGACGCGUUGGAAUCCCUUCUCUACCAACAGAUUCUUUCACAAGUAGAAGAUGAAGGAGUAAUGGAAGAGGCAGCAUGGGAAUCCCGAGGCUUAUUGAAGUCCCUUCCCUCACAAGUUCACAACAGAUUCUUUCACAAGUAGAAGAUGAAGAAAUAAAAGAGGGAGCAAGGGGAUUCCAACACUUACUGGAAUCCCUUCUGUUUGAAAGCCCUCCUCUACACCACACAACCACAACCACAACAACAAGACGGGUGCUGCAUAAACACGAAGCAAGAAUCAUGAGAGAAUCUCAGGCUUCACAAUCUAGAAGCCUAGAAGAUGAAGGAAUGAAAGAAGGAUCAUGGGGAUUCCAACACUUAUUGGACUCCCUUCUAUUUGAAAGCCCUCCUCUACACCACACAACCACAACAACAAGAAGAAUCGGAUUCUCCAUUGAUCUGCAAUUCCUACAACAUCAUGUUCCAUCCUUCAUCGAGAGGCUGAAGGAUAUGGAGGAGGAAUACAUUUAUGAAGUAGACAAUAUGCCUGAAGAUGACGACGAGGAAGAAUCUAUUUACACAAGAAGGAGGACCAAGUCCAAGAUGAUUGGAUUGUCGGAUCAGAUCCAACAACUCAAAGAGGAUAUUAUGCAAAGUUGUGACAACAUGAACUUCGCACUUGUUGGAACUGCAGGCGUUGGGAAGACUGCUCUUGCUGAGGUAGUUUUUGAAGAUCCUAAAAUCUUGAGGCGUUUUGAGCAUCGUGCAUGGGUCAGGGUAGGCAGAAAGUCUCAAUUCGAUGAUGUUUUUCGAGAGAUUCUAGCUCAAAUGUUUGGAAUCACACAAGGAAAUGACGAAUAUAGGUGGCUACUUGGAAAAAGAUUGGAGGGAAAGAAAUGCCUCAUUGUGCUCGAUGAUGUGUGGGAGAGACGGAUAUUGGAUUCCUUGUUAAGUUCCUUACGGAACAUCGACAAUAUAUCAAUUCAUAUCUUGGUUACUACUCGAGACCGGAGCAUAACUUAUCCUAGUUAUACAACUUUGGUGCGGUUUAUGAAUGAAGAAGAAAGUAAGGAACUACUAUGCGAGAAGGUGUUUGGUGAAAAUGGUUGCCCUUUUCAACUUGACAUCCCAAAAUUGCCAAAAUUUUGGCAAUUUUGGCAAAAUUGCCAAGAACUGUGAAGGUCUUCCUCUUAUGAUAGUCACAGUGGCUGACAUCCUAUCAAAAGCCCAGAAUGCAGACCCCAAAUACUGGGAUGAUGUAGCAGAAAUGCGAAAUUCAGUCUUCACUGAUGCAUAUAAUGAGAUAUCAAAGGUACUUUUCCCAAGUUACGACUACUUACCUCAAUAUCUUAAAAUGCCUUUUCUGUAUAUGGGAGUCUUCCCUCCAGAUUAUGACAUCCCUCUUUCCAAGAUCAUGAAUAUGUUGGCUACUGAGGAUUGGUUUCAUAACACAAAAAAGAAACGAUCUUUGGAGGAUUCUGUGUGGCAAUGUUUGGACGAGCUUUGUAAGAAUAAGAAUCUUGUUUUAUUCAACCAAAGGAGCAUUUCUAGGACUACGUGGAUGAUUGUCAAUCGCAAGUUUAAAACUUGUCGCCUUCAUUCUUCGUGGCGGCAUGUGUGUAGAGGAGAGGCUCGGAAGAACAAGUUUUAUCAUGUCCUAAAAAAGCUUGUCGAAGGCUUAGAAGAUGAUGUAAAAGGUCAGCGUUGCUUGUGUCUUGAAAAUAAUCUUUUAUUUGGCAUCAAAGAAUUUUGCAACUCUGUGAGAUUGAACUGUGCAUCCUCUACACGUUCUCUCCUCUUUUUCGGUCCAUACCACCAAUAUCCAAUCCCAGUAGGUGAUGAUUUCAAGUUGCUUGGGAAACUAGAUGCUCUUAAUCUACGUUUGUACACUUUUCCAAUAGAAAUUCUAACGUUAGUCCUGCUAAAGUACCUUGCUCUAACUUGCAAUGGAGAACUCCCUGCAACCAUAUCCAAACUUUUCAACCUUCGAGUCUUGAUUAUCCAUCCACAUAAUAGCAUUAGAAUUUGUAGAGCUCCAUCAUAUAUACCAAUACAAAUAUGGGAUAUGCAAGAGUUAGAGCAUAUUGAGAUAUUGGGGAAGAGCCUUGUAGCUCCAUCUCAUUCUACUUCUUUGGAAAAACUCUCAGCACUUAUAGGUGUGAAUGCCAGCAUUUAUACCGUCCUGGACCUUUCCAAAAAAGUUCCUUGCAUACGGAAAUUAGGAGUUCAAAUCGAGCUAACGCCUUAUGAUGACCAUGACGACCUUAUUAGUUACUUUGGUUGUGUUUCAACACUUGAAAGUUUGAAGAUAUUGAAGUGUAGUAUCAUAAAUCCUGUGGUGAAGUACGGUUAUGCAUUUCCUAGUUCAUUGUUAACUUUUCCAAGUGUAUUGAAAAAGUUACAUUUGAGUGGCAUGUGUUUUUCUUGGGAACACAUGGAUGUAAUCGGCUCUUUGCCAUUUCUUGAAGUGCUCAAAUUGCGAGCCUACGCCUUUCGGGGUCCAAAGUGGGAAGCGCGAGAGGGAAGUUUUAUGAAAGUUAAGUUUCUUCUAGUUAAAGACAGUGAUUUGGUGCAAUGGAAACCGAAAUUUGGAAGCUUCCCUGAUCUUGUGUGCCUAAGCAUGAAACAUUGCUACAAACUAGAAGAGAUCCAUUGGCCGUCUAAAAUUUCAUUCGGAGUGAUUGAAUUAAGAAACUGCAAUCCUGUAGCUUUGACUUGUGCUAAGCAGUUACAACUGGGAAGAUAUGCUUCCGUUGAUGUUACGGCCACUUCUUCUUUCGACGAGAAACCCAUUGCUAUCAAGUUUACAAGGCAUGGGUUUGAAAGAUUGAGACAAGGUGAGGCACCAUAUUCUCCAUUCCCACUCUCAGUCUUUGUAUUCGUAUUAGAUUGUCAUCUCACAUACCAAUAAAAUUAGAUAUUUUAUAUUUGUAACUUUAGUAAUUAUCAUAAUAAAUGCAUAUAUACAACUAAUUAUUACAUUCAUACAAGUAUUAAAUAAGGAUAAAAUAGGAAAAAUGUCAUAAAUAUACUCUCAAAUUUUGAAAUGGGACACUUAUUGAGAAACAAAAAAAUGAGCUAAAUAGGACAAUUAUAAAAAAACACGAGGGAGUACUAUUUUGGAUUGUGUUGAAGAUUAUAAGCUCUGACUGAAUUAAUUACUAUUAUAAAUGUGACUGAAGGAAGCUAAUCUUUUGAUAUGAACAAUUUUCUCUUUGUUUUGGUAUCACAUGUCAUCAUUAGGUUUAAUUAAGUACCAAUAAUAAUAAUAAUUUGUAGCUGUUUACAAAAUGAAACCUGAUAGAAUGUUAAUGUAUAUUCAAUGAAUCAAUAUAUAUAUAUUCUUCUAAAUAUAUUUUAUUGGAUAUAGAUAUUUAUUCAUAAGUCUUAUCAAAUGGCUACAGAUUUAUAUCAAAUAGAUUUAGUAUAAUAUUGAAUGAAUUCAUAUAUUCCUAUAAAUAGAUUUAAUAUAAUAUUUUGUACUCAAGACACUUUUUCUAUUAGUAUAGAUAGAUUAGAUUUGUGAUUUAAUUUAUAGUCUUAUUAUGGUAUAGAUUGAUAUGCCUAAAGAAUUUCAUAUGAUAGUUGAGAUAUAAAAAAAAAUUGUGUAUUCACCUU
Salvia miltiorrhiza (redroot sage) is the source of this 3988-nucleotide messenger RNA. Its product is annotated as putative late blight resistance protein homolog R1C-3. The record is from RefSeq and is a predicted model, not a curated record. Gene Ontology annotation, biological process: protein folding; defense response to other organism. Bases 1425 to 3281 code for a protein of 618 amino acids. Gene Ontology annotation, molecular function: alpha-tubulin binding. The transcript has 3 exons. Lineage: Eukaryota; Viridiplantae; Streptophyta; Magnoliopsida; Lamiales; Lamiaceae.